Molecule: messenger RNA, 1415 nt
Organism: Scomber scombrus (Atlantic mackerel)
Lineage: Eukaryota; Metazoa; Chordata; Actinopteri; Scombriformes; Scombridae
Gene: bud23
Product: BUD23 rRNA methyltransferase and ribosome maturation factor
Exons: 12
Coding region: 110-958 (282 amino acids)
Biological process (GO): rRNA (guanine-N7)-methylation
Cellular component (GO): nucleolus
Molecular function (GO): rRNA (guanine) methyltransferase activity
Source: RefSeq, a predicted model, not a curated record
GAAGAAGUUGUGUUACACAUGUGGUUUGCUACCACAACAUUUUAUCUCUUUACUGGACCGAUUUCAUCUUUAAUUCUCCAGAAACCAGUACAUAAACACAAGGGGAAGCAUGGCAUCCAGCUGUAGACGGCCGGAGCACUCGGCUCCUCCAGAUGUGUUCUACAAUGAAGAGGAGGCCAAGAAAUACUCCCAGAACUCUCGUAUGAUUGAGAUUCAGACUCAGAUGUCGGAGAGAGCCGUAGAGCUUUUGAGCCUGCCAGAGGGACAGCCGUGCUACCUGCUGGAUGUGGGGUGUGGUUCAGGGCUCAGUGGAGACUAUCUGUCAGAGGAAGGACACUACUGGGUCGGAGUCGACAUCAGCACUGCGAUGCUGGAUGUUGCACUCGACAGAGAAGUAGACGGAGACCUUUUAGUGGGUGACAUGGGGCAGGGGAUGCCUUUCCGACCGGGCACCUUUGACGGUUGCAUCAGUAUCUCUGCCCUGCAGUGGCUCUGCAAUGCUGACAAGAGGUCACACAGUCCUCCCAAGAGACUCUACACCUUCUUUACUACCCUUUACUCUUCUCUGUCAAGAGGCGCACGUGCUGUUUUUCAGCUUUAUCCAGAGAACUCAGAACAGCUUGAGCUGAUCACGUCGCAGGCCAUGAGGGCGGGCUUCAGUGGAGGGAUGGUGGUGGAUUACCCCAACAGCAGCAAGGCUAAAAAGUUCUUCCUGUGUUUGUUUGCUGGAAUAUCAGGAGUCCUUCCUAAAGGUUUGGGAUCAGAAACAUCAGACAGAGCUGUUUCAAACCAGGUUCAGUUCUCGGGACAGAGAUGCCGUUUCAAAAACAUGAAGGGGAAAUCGUUGAAGAAGGGACGAGAUUGGAUCCUGGAGAAAAAGGAGAGGAGGAGGAGACAGGGGCGGGAGGUUCGAGCCGACACAAAAUACACCGGACGUCAGAGAAGACCUCAUUUCUAGCUCUGACUCAUGCCUUGAUUAGCUCUUGUCUGUGCUCACACACACACACACACACACACACACACACACACACACACACACACACACACACACACACACACACACACACACAAUCACCUCUGGAGCUGCACAGUGUUUGGACUCAAUUAAUGGAGCUCUUUAAUUCAAGUGGAUGAGACGCAAGAGCGAAAUGCUAUUAUGGCCAAUUGUUUUUAUAUCUGGUCGAGUGUUUGGCAAUUUCUCUGACAUAUGGCGAUGAGGAUGGAACCAAAUGCAUGGACAUACAUCUGUACUGUGCACUGCUGUGAAAAAACACAGUGGAGACAGACUUGGCAACAAUGGUGUCACAGAAUUAAAUUGAAACGAUCAAAUGUUACAUCUUCUGUCUCUGAUCAGCUGUUUAUUGUAUUAUCUGCAAUAUUUUAACAAUCGAAAUUAAACAAAAAUAUAAAAUCUU